Molecule: messenger RNA, 2743 nt
Organism: Conger conger (European conger)
Lineage: Eukaryota; Metazoa; Chordata; Actinopteri; Anguilliformes; Congridae
Gene: nucleolin
Product: nucleolin
Exons: 16
Coding region: 143-2209 (688 amino acids)
Cellular component (GO): ribonucleoprotein complex; cytoplasm; nucleus
Molecular function (GO): mRNA binding
Source: RefSeq, a predicted model, not a curated record
CGUCCUGCGCGCCGUCUUUCUUCGCCUAGCGCCCCUUAGAUCAGUCAGGGCCACGUGCAGGUCUAAAGCCUUUUUUAUUUAACUCCCUUUCUUCCAUCCCAUUACUCGUGUUUUAUCGCAAGACGUCACACACACCGAGACCAUGGUGAAAUUGGCAAAGGCCGCGAAAAAGCAAGCAAAUCCGAAGAAAAAGGCUCCGCCUCCACCAAAAGAAGUGGAGGAAGAGUCCAGUGAAGAAGACAGCGAGGAGGAUGAGGAGGAGCAGGCACCUCCACCCAAGGCCGUGGCAAAGAAAGCUGCUGCCCCAGCCAAAGCUGCAAAAAAUGGAAAAGUAGCGAAAAAAGAGGAGAGCGAGGAAGAGGAGGAUGACGAUGAAGAGGAUGAUUCCGAGGGAGAGUCAGAGGAAGAGGCUCCUCCCCCACCCAAGGCCAAGGCCACGCCCGCCAAGGCCACACCCGCCAAGGCUACUCCGGCCAAGAAAGCCGCUGCCCCAGCACCGGCAGAGUCCGAUGAUGAUGAAGACGAUGAUGAUGAAGAGGAUGAAUCUGAAGAGGAGGCCCCUCCCCCAAAGAAGGCCACCCCUGCAAAGCCUGCAGCAAAGGCUAAGCCCGUGAAGGCAGCUCCUGCCAAAGAGGAGUCUGAGGAUGAAGACGACGAUGAUGACGAUGACGAUGAAGAAGAAUCUGAGGAGGAGGAGAUGGACACGACACCUGCCCCUGCGGCAGCCAAGGCCAAGAAAGCCGGGAUGGUGAAGGCCAAGGAGGAGUCUGAGGAGGAUGACGAUGAUGAUGACGACGAGGACGAUGAUGACGAUGAGGAGGAAGAGAGCGAUGAGGAUGCCCCAGUCACUCCCGCGAAGAGGAAGGCAGAGCCCAAGAAAGAGACCCCUCCUGCCAAGAAGGCCAAGUCUGAGGGCGAAGGGUUCUGCCUGUUCGUCGGCAACCUGAACUCGGACAAGGACUUUGAUGAAAUCAAACAGUCCUUGAAAAAUUUCUUCUCCAAGAAGAGUCUGGAAGUUCAGGACGUCAGGGUCGGAUCGUCCAAGAAAUUCGGGUAUGUGGACUUUGCGUCAGAAGACGAUUUGGUCAAAGCCCUGGAGCUGAACGGGAAAAAGAUAAUGGGCCAGGAAGUGAAGAUGGACCGGGCCCGGAGCAAGGAGACCUCCAUGGAGGGGAAAAAAGAGAGAGACGCGCGCACCCUGUUUGUGAAGAACCUGCCGUUCGCCGCCACGCAGGACGACCUGAGGGAGGUGUUCGACCAGGCGGUGGAGAUCCGGGUUCCGCCCGGUCAGAACGGCGCCAACAGAGGCAUCGCGUACGUGGAGUUCAAGACUGAGGCGAUCGCGGAGAAGAUGCUGGAGGAGGCCCAGGGCGCGGAUGUCCAGGGGCGCUCCAUCAUCGUGGACUACACCGGCGACAAGAGCCAGAAGGGCGCCAGAGCUCCAGCGGCCAAAGGGAAGACGCUGGUCGUGAACAACCUGGCGUACAGCGCCACAGAGGAGACCCUGCAGGACACCUUUGAGAAGGCCGUGUCCAUCAGAAUACCACAGAACAACGGCAGGCCCAAGGGAUUCGCCUUCGUGGAGUUCGAGAGCGAGGACGAUGCCAAGGAGGCCCUGGAUUCUCUGAACAACUCAGAGAUCGAAGGCAGGACCAUCCGGCUAGAGUUCAGCCAGAACAGCGGGCAGAAGAACGAAGGCGGAAGAGGAGGCUCUGGACCAACCAAGACGCUCUUCGUCAGGGGCUUGUCGGAGGACACCACUGACCAGACCCUGAAGGACUCGUUUGACGGCUCUACCGCUGCCAGGAUCGUCACAGACAGAGACACCGGAUCGUCCAAAGGGUUCGGUUUCGUGGACUUUGACAGCGAGGAGGACUGCAAGGCGGCCAAAGAGGCGAUGGAGGACGGUGAGAUCGACGGGAGCAAGGUGACGCUGGACUACGCGCGGCCGAAGGGCGAGGGCGGGCAACGCGGAGGGCGCGGCGGUUUCGGCGGAGGUUUCGGCGGCGGCUUCGGGGGCCGCGGCGGUGGGCGCGGCUUCGGCGGCCGCGGAGGCGGAUUCGGCCGAGGAGGAGGAGGAGGAGGAGGCUUCAGGGGAGGAAGAGGAGGAAGCCGCGGAGGAGGCCGAGGAUUUGGCGGAGGUCGAGGAGGGGGCGGCGGUGGAUUUGGAGGCAAGCCCCAAGGAAAGAAGAUCAAGUUUGACGAUUAAAUCCUUGUAAAUUUUUACUUUUUUUGAAACGGACUCUGUUUUCAUCUUCAUAUAUUUCUCCAUGCGCUGACAGAGCCUUUUGGACAUUCCAGAAAGAGCAUCUGAUUUCAAUGUUCUGGCGACCUGAGCUGUCCCCUUCUUACCCCCCCCCCCCCCCCCCCUUGUUCUGCCCCUCUUGCCCUGUAGCUCAAUAGAACCUCCAGUUCUGAAAUGUCCAUUGCCCGUGUGCAUUUUCAUAAUUUGAACUUUGUUUUUUUUGUUUUUCUUUUCCAAAGGAGUAAAAUGGAAUGCGUUGGCAAGCCCCACAGUGAAAAUGCGUUGGUCUAGGUACACAUUGUACAUGCAAUUUAUAGUUUUCAUUUUACCUUUUGUAAAAAAGUGACGUUUCCUUAUGUGUGUUCUUGUUUUUGUUUUGUUUUGUUUUUUCCACUGUAAAUGCGAAAGUUAAUUUUACCAUAUAUGUGUAAAGCAUAUUGUAAUGGAUGGAAGAUUAAAUUCACCCAAGCUGUUUUGGGUAUUUAGAAUCUCUGGGAA